AUGGUUAGAUUAAACCGCAGAAUUACACGGAUCGCUUUGCUGGGCUCAUUGGUGACAAUAUCGGUGGUGCUUAGUGUGGGGCAUUUCAGCGCUCUCAGGCUGUCUGCCGAGUACAACGAACAGGUCUCUAAAGUAUCGCAGGGUCUGGCAGAUUACCUCGAAGAUUUCAAUAUUCACUUUUCUGACUUCUUUAGAGGUAGUUCCAGUGAUUAUGGCAAGGAAUAUGGAGUUGGAGAAAUGCCUUGGACGGAGAUUCAGGAGCGGUUGACGUUCAAAGAGGUGACCUGGAAAAAGCCCAAGAAAAUUGUCGCCGAGAACAUGGAGUUCUACCGGAAGUUGCUGAAGACUCCAAUCAAGGAGCCCAAAGUUGAUAAUUUAAUUCGUCCUCCCGGAAAGGGGCAGAACUACGAAAGAGCCAGUGCUACCUUUGCUGUUCUGGUGAGGAACCACGAACUGAGAGGGUUGGCCAGUACAAUCAGGCAGAUCGAAUCGACGUUCAACCACAAAUAUCAUUAUCCUUAUGUCUUGCUCAACGACAAGCCUUUCAGCUCUACUUUCAAGAAAAGCAUCAAGAGUCUGGUUUCGGGAGAGGUGUUUUUUGAACAGGUUCCACAAGAGACGUGGGAUGUACCUGCGGAGAUUGACCAGGACAAGAUGAAGGCCGCAAUGGCCAAUUUGAAGGCUCAUAACGUUGGAUAUGCUGAUAAGUUGUCCUAUCACAACAUGUGUCGCUAUUAUAGUGGGGAGUUCUUCAAUCACCCCAGAAUGCAGGAGUUCAAGUACUACUGGAGAAUCGAGCCGAACACCCAAUAUUUCUGCGAUAUUGACUAUGAUGUGUUCAAGUUCAUGGAGAGUGAGAAGAAGACUUAUGGAUUUGUGAUUUCUCUCUACGAUAUUGAGAGGUCUGUGGAAUCUUUAUGGCCUACUACUCUAGACUUUGUGGCUAAAAACCCCGGGUUCGUUCAUCCCAAUGCGUCGUUUUCCUGGCUCACAGAAAACCUGCAAAAUCCCCAGAAAACUUCCAUGGCCAAUGGUUAUUCUACCUGCCAUUUUUGGUCGAAUUUCGAGAUCGGAGAUUUGGACUUUUUCAGAGGAGAAGCGUAUCAGAGGUAUAUUGAUGCUCUGAACGAUGCAGGUGGCUUUUACUAUGAGAGAUGGGGUGAUGCUCCAGUUCAUUCUAUUGGCCUGGGUUUAUUUGAAGAUAGAUCCAAAAUCCACUGGUUCCGCGAUAUUGGCUACAAGCAUGACCCAUACGAAAACGCUCCCAACAGUGUUCAGUGUCCAAAGGGCAAGAAAGCACAUAUCCCCGGGGAUUUUUCGUAUGGUCAUCUUUACGACCAAAAUUGUAUGGCCAAUUGGGUCAAGUAUGAGAUGAAUGACCAGCUUUUGGGUGUGUACUAG
Messenger RNA from Kuraishia capsulata CBS 1993, 1401 nucleotides. RefSeq lists its product as uncharacterized. Lineage: Eukaryota; Fungi; Ascomycota; Pichiomycetes; Pichiales; Pichiaceae. The transcript has a single exon. Gene Ontology annotation, biological process: protein N-linked glycosylation; cell wall mannoprotein biosynthetic process; protein O-linked glycosylation. Gene Ontology annotation, cellular component: Golgi apparatus; membrane. The record is from RefSeq and is a predicted model, not a curated record. Gene Ontology annotation, molecular function: alpha-1,2-mannosyltransferase activity. The coding region runs from base 1 to 1401 and encodes 466 amino acids.